Messenger RNA from Laccaria bicolor S238N-H82, 3666 nucleotides. Its product is annotated as glycoside hydrolase family 38 protein. Gene Ontology annotation, molecular function: alpha-mannosidase activity; carbohydrate binding. The record is from RefSeq and is a predicted model, not a curated record. Gene Ontology annotation, cellular component: fungal-type vacuole membrane. Gene Ontology annotation, biological process: oligosaccharide catabolic process; mannose metabolic process. Lineage: Eukaryota; Fungi; Basidiomycota; Agaricomycetes; Agaricales; Hydnangiaceae. Bases 1 to 3486 code for a protein of 1161 amino acids. The transcript is spliced from 27 exons.
AUGGCGUAUCCACAACUCAACUAUAAUCCAGGCCAAAAGUGGAUAAAGAACCUUACAAAGGAUAGGCUAUCCACGUUCCAUGGCGGUCACUACUCGGACGUCAACUUGUCCUCUAUUCUAUUUCUCCAUCGUCUUGAUACUCCAGAGUAUGUAAAGCUGAAAGUAUGGAGCGCACCAGGAAACACAAAACCUACUUUUGAAGAGGCCAUGCAGCACAAGUUUAGGUCUGCUAAAAAGGGUGACUCUUUUGGGCCUUCAUGUGAGUUCACAAACCACUGGUGGAAAGUCACCGUAGUCAUACCAGGGUACUGGCAGCAAUAUGACCGCGUGCAAUUCGAGUUCGACCCAGGAUGCGAGGCAAUGAUAUACAGCACAGAAGGAACUCCUCUACAAGGUAUCACUGGUGGAUAUGGAGGCGACCGAAGGGUCGAAUAUAUCAUCCCUCUUGAAGAGCGCGAAAAGGGUGUUCACGAGUUUGUCAUCGAGUCCAGCUGUAAUGGGAUGUUUGGUGUUCCAUGGAACGGGGACACCAUUGCCCCGCCGGACAUGAACAGAUACUUCACCUUGGACUCUGCUGACCUCGUCGUUCCGAAUCAAGAUGCUUGGGGGUUACUUUGGGAUUUCCAGACGCUCAGAGAGCUGAUUGAUACCCUUCCUGGGAACACACCACUCCAAAAUAAAGCGUUAAAGGUGGCUAAUGAGAUCAUGAACGUCUUUGAUAAAGGCGAUCCGACCUCAGUCAGAGAAGCACGUAAACUGGCUGAAGAGGUGUUUGGAGAAGGAUGGGAAGCCAAAGGCGCCGAGAUAUAUAAUGAAGGCUCCAAAAAGUCAAAUGUUUGGGGUAUUGGACACUGCCAUAUCGAUACCGCAUGGCUCUGGCCAUACCGUGUUACCCAGCAGAAAGUUGCGCGGUCAUGGUCCACGCAGGUAGACCUCAUGGAACGAUACCCAGAACAUCGAUUCACAUGCAGCUCAGCACAACAAUACAAAUGGCUUGAACAGUUAUACCCACCCCUCUUUGCCCGCGUGAAAGAAAAAGUCCUCGAAGGCAAAUUUCACCCCAUUGGCGGGUCAUGGGUUGAAAACGACUCGAACAUGCCUUCGGGUGAAGCGCUGGUUCGGCAGUUUUUGUUUGGACAGCGGUUUUUUGAGACGCGCUUUGGGAAGCGGUGUGAGACCGCUUGGUUGCCCGAUUCGUUUGGGUUGACGGGGGCGUUGCCUCAGUUGAUCAGAGGGGCUGGGAUGAAGUAUUUCUUCACCCAAAAAUUGUCUUGUAACGUUUUUCCACAUUCUACCUUUAACUGGGUGGGACUCGAUGGGACCCAGGUUUUGUGCCAUAUGACGCCAGUGGAUACAUACACUGCGCAAGCUACAGUGGGAGACGUUAACAAGGGGUUAACUAACCAUAAGAACCUGGAGUCGUCCGACACUGCGCUUCUAGUAUUUGGAAAUGGAGAUGGGGGCGGAGGGCCCUUGGCAAAGAUGUUGGAAAAUCUUCGUAGGAUUCGAGCAGUGACUAACACCCAUCGGGAGCUGCCCCCCGUCAGCAUGGGACGUUCCGUCGAUGAGUUCUUUGAGGAUGUGGAAAAGACUAGUGAAGAGGGGAAGAGCCUGCCCAAUUGGAACGGAGAGUUGUAUCUUGAGUUCCAUCGUGGGACGUACACUUCGCAUGGAUCGAUCAAGAAAGGGAAUCGGCAUUCGGAGAUACUUUUGAGAGACGUCGAGCAAGCUACGACGUUGGCUUCGCUGUACAAGUAUCAUAAGAACGACUACGUUUACCCUAAACAGGCGAUUGAUGAUAGUUGGGAAAAGGUGCUUUUGAAUCAAUGUACGUGGCUUUCCUCUUUUUUUGGAAUCGGGAUGGUAUACGACGACGCAGAAAAGCUCUACGCAGAAGUGAAAAAAGACGGCGAAGCUCUUCUCGAAGAAGCCUUCUCGAUCCUCUUCCCCCACUCUGUCCCGCUCACACCCUCCUCCAGAACCAAGUCUUUAGGAGGCAAAAUCGUAGCGUUCAACACCACUUUCUUGCCUCGGUGGGACAUCAUCAAGAUCCCAUUGGUGAAAGCGGGUCCGGCGUUGAAAGCGCAGGUUCUGCAGGCGUCGGAGAAUGGGAAGGAGGGGUAUGCAAUUAUGUGUUGUCCUGAUGGCGGAAGUCCUGGAGCGCUGAGGAGUCCAACGAAUGCUUUGCAUGCUCAUCUUAUGCCCGUGUCAGUUUAUACUAAUGGAUCGGAUCACUUUGUGUUACGAAAUGCGAGUGUUCAGAUGACCAUUUCAAAGGGAAGGAUUAGCAGUUUGUUGGAUGUUAAGCUCAACCGUGAGCUUAUUCCCGAAGGUACCACCGGUGGUCUCGUCAUUUUCCAGGAUAGACCUAACUACUGGGACGCUUGGGAUGUCGAGAUUCAUCAUUUGGAGACGGCCAAACCUUUGGAGUUUUCGAAUAUCUCUGUGGUCUCUCAAGGUCCUCUGCGCGCUUCUGUCAGGGCAGAGGUGAGGUAUGGUCAGAGUACCAUUAGCGUCACUGUGACAUUUCAUUUCAAUUUCGUUCUAGCUACUGUCAAGGAAAACUCUCGAUCCCUCUUUAAUUUUGAUGCUAUCGUUGAUUGGCACCAGCGUCACGAGUUCCUCAAAUGUAACCUUCCUCUCAACAUACACAACGUGAAUGCCACCUACGAGACCCAGUUCGGCCACAUCCAACGCCCCACCCAUAAAAACACUACGUGGGAUAUCGCCAAGUUUGAAGUCUGCGGUCACAAGUAUGCGGAUUUGAGUGAAUUUGGAUAUGGUGUAGCGAUAUUGUCCGAGUCCAAGUACGGGUUUGCAUGCCAAGGCAACGUCCUGCGUAUUUCUCUUCUCCGUGCAGCAACUGCUCCAGAUGCUGAACAAGACCAAGGAGAACACCGAUUCUCUUGGGCUGUCAUGCCUCACCAAGGACACUUCCUCGAGUCCGAUGUGCCACAGGCUGCGUAUUUGUACAACUCUCCGCUGAGAGGUAUGCUUUCACACAUCAACCUACGAUGCAUCCCGGCUGGCACUGAGGAGCUUUUAUCGACGUUCAAAGCUCCCUUUACUGUUGAGGGAGCUCGUAACGUCUUCCUGGAAACAGUCAAACGCGGAGAAUAUGAUUCCUUCGAAGAUCCCGUUAACUUUGACGACAAGUCUACCACCACAACGGUUAUUCUCCGCCUUUACGAAGCGUUUGGCGGUCAUGCACAGACCCUCGUUAAAUUCUCUGACCAUCUACCUGUCGUCAAAGCCUUCACCACGAAUCUCCUGGAAGAUGAGGAGGAGGAGUUGAAUGUCACGCGUUCUGAUGGUUUAGAUGGGUAUGGUGGCCACUUGGCUCUCAGUUUCCGGGGCUUUGAAGUCAAGACGGUCAAGCUCGUGCUUGGUACGCUGCCGCCUUUACCUCAUAAAAGAGUGUUAGUCCAACGUUCUGGUUGUGUGUUUUUUUUCUCUAGCUCACCUUUCUGCUGUUUGAAUUUAUAGGGAAAAACGGUCGAGCUGGGUCAACGUUGAUCAGACUCAACUGUUGGAAUUUUGAUCCAACUCGGCUGGAAUUCUGAUACUCUUCUUGCUCCCCGACCCUUUCUUGGUUCUGUUGUAUUCCUCGUGUAUCUAUGUAAAAACUCUUCGGACUUGUGAAUUAUUGAUCCUUCUUGCCUUGUC